Molecule: messenger RNA, 2187 nt
Organism: Recurvomyces mirabilis
Lineage: Eukaryota; Fungi; Ascomycota; Dothideomycetes; Mycosphaerellales; Teratosphaeriaceae
Product: histidine kinase osmosensor
Exons: 1
Biological process (GO): signal transduction; cellular hyperosmotic response; phosphorylation
Cellular component (GO): membrane
Molecular function (GO): phosphorelay sensor kinase activity
Source: RefSeq, a predicted model, not a curated record
AUGGCGCAAAAUCUGACAGAUCAGGUCCGAGAGAUUGCUGUCGUCACCACCGCAGUUGCGCAAGGUGAUCUUAGCCACAAGAUUGAGCGACCUGCCAAAGGCGAGAUCUUGGAGCUCCAGCAAACGAUAAAUACCAUGGUAGAGCAACUCCAAACUUUCGCCACUGAAGUAACCCGAGUCUCUCGCGAUGUCGGUAUAGAAGGUGUCUUGGGUGGCCAGGCGCAGAUCGAUGGUGUGCAGGGCAUGUGGAAUGACCUCACUGUCAACGUCAACGCCAUGGCGAACAACCUCACAGCCCAAGUGCGAGAUAUCGCCGAGGUGACCAAAGCCGUGGCACGAGGCGAUCUCACACAGCAAGUCAAGGCGCAAUGCAAAGGCGAAAUAAUGGAACUCAAGAACACGAUCAACUCCAUGGUACAUCAACUUCGGCAAUUCGCACACGAAGUCACGAAGAUCGCGCGCGAGGUCGGAACAGAAGGGCGGCUUGGUGGGCAGGCAACCGUGCAUGGCGUCGAGGGCAUUUGGAAAGACCUGACUGAGAAUGUGAACGGCAUGGCCAACAAUCUCACGACGCAAGUGCGCGAGAUUGCAGAAGUGACGACUGCUGUCGCAAACGGUGAUCUGAGUAAGAAGGUCGAAGCGGAGGUGAGGGGCGAGAUCUUGGCGUUGAAGAGCACUAUCAAUCAAAUGGUGGACCGAUUACGAACAUUCGCCUUCGAAGUCAGCAAAGUCGCGCGAGAAGUCGGCACGGAAGGCACGCUAGGUGGUCAAGCUCAAGUGGAGAACGUGGAAGGCAAGUGGAAGGAUCUGACCGACAAUGUCAACACCAUGGCCAACAACUUGACGGGUCAAGUACGCAGCAUCUCAGACGUCACACAAGCAAUUGCGUGCGGUGACAUGACUCAACGCAUCAACGUCCAUGCGCAGGGAGAGAUAGCGCUGCUGAAAGAUACCAUCAACGACAUGGUGACAAGACUUGAUGCCUGGUCUCUCGCAGUCAAGCGUGUCGCGCGGGACGUAGGUGUUGAUGGCAAGAUGGGUGGACAAGCCGAAGUCGAAGGCAUUACCGGCCGUUGGAAAGAGAUCACCACCGAUGUCAACAUUAUGGCCCAAAAUCUGACGUCCCAGGUGCGUGCUUUUGGCGACAUCUCCAACGCUGCCAUGGAAGGCAACUUCUCGAAAAUGAUCACCGUAGAGGCUUCUGGCGAGAUGAACGAACUCAAGAACCGGAUCAAUCAGAUGGUCUCGCAUCUCCGAGAGUCAAUUCAACGGAACAACCAGGCGAGGGAAGCGGCCGAGCUUGCGAACAAGACCAAAUCAGAGUUCUUGGCGAACAUGUCUCACGAGAUUCGCACGCCAAUGAACGGCAUCAUAGGAAUGACGCAGUUGACACUGGACACGGAACUGGAGCAGAACCAACGAGAUAUGCUGAACAUCGUAUUCUCGCUUGCAAACAGCUUGUUGACGAUUAUUGACGACAUCCUGGAUAUCUCGAAGAUCGAAGCGAACCGCAUGGUUCUAGAAGAGGAGCCGUUCUCGUUACGAGGAUUGGUGUUCAACAGUCUGAAGUCGCUGGCUGUGAAGGCGAACGAGAAGGACAUUAGUCUUGUCUAUGACGUUGACAGCUCUGUGCUUGAUUAUAUUGUUGGCGACUCGUUCCGGCUACGGCAGAUCAUCAACAAUCUCGCUGGCAAUGCUGUGAAGUUCACCGAGCAUGGCGAGGUACGGGUCAAGAUUUUCUCGGAUGCCAGUGGCAAGUGCAGCGCGGAUGAGGUGGUCAUCAAAUUUGCUGUCAGCGACACAGGCAUUGGUAUUCACUCCAACAAGCUGGACCUGAUCUUCGACACUUUCCAGCAAGCGGACGGAUCAACGACGCGUAAGUUCGGUGGCACUGGGCUGGGUCUGUCCAUCUCUCGGAGACUCGUGACUCUUAUGCGUGGCAAGAUGUGGGUCGAGUCGACUUACGGGUCUGGCAGUACAUUCUUCUUUACAUGUGUUUCGCGCUUGGGUAAUCCGGACCCGGCGAGGAUCAUGCCGCAGUUGCAGCAGUAUCGCAAACACAAGAUUCUAUUCAUCGACAACGGCGAGACAGGCUGCACAGAGGAGAUCGCAAGCAGUAUCCGGAUUCUCGAUUUGAUACCGUGCGUCGUCAGCCACGGCAGGUCGACACGGUCAUUGCAGGACGAU